Molecule: messenger RNA, 1149 nt
Organism: Zingiber officinale
Lineage: Eukaryota; Viridiplantae; Streptophyta; Magnoliopsida; Zingiberales; Zingiberaceae
Exons: 3
Coding region: 45-902 (285 amino acids)
Source: RefSeq, a predicted model, not a curated record
UCCAGUGGAAACGCAACUGUCUAGAUAAGUGUGGCAAAAAGGUUAUGCGGUCAACGUUUUUUCCUCUGAGGAAUCACCAUCAACGCCCAUGUUGCAAUGUUGCGCUUUACUUUUGCCUCGUCGAUCGUUUCGUUGGCCAACAACCGCCGACUCCCGCUUGCAAACAAGCAGCAGCGAGAGGGGGGAGAAGAAAAGAAUCUGCUUUUCCUUUCUAUCGAUCCAUUCCGUCGCUCCCCGAGCGCAGCGCAGAGAAGAUCCAGGGAGAAAGCGGGGGUUUUGGUGGGUGGAAGUUGCGAAUGGACCGGAAAGUAGUGGCCGUCUGCGUCGGCGUGGCCUUCCUGGGUCUCCUCUCCGCGGCGCUUGCCUUCGCUGCCGAGGCAACUAGGACUCAGGCUUCUGAUGUUCAAACAGAAGAUGGACUAUGCAUAUACCCUAAGAGCCCUGCACUAGUACUAGGUUUAGUAUCAUCAUUGGCUCUUGUUAUGGCUCAGGUAACAAUAAACAUUGUUGCAGGAUGUAUCUGUUGCAAGAAGCACUCUGGCCCACCAAACACCAAUUGGACAAUAGGGUUGAUAUCCUUCAUUGCUUCUUGGGUCUCUUUUAUAUUAGCCUUCCUUUUACUGCUGACUGGCGCUGCCUUAAACGAUCAGAGGAGCCAAGAAAUGAUGUAUUUUGGCUACUGCUAUGUCGUCAAGCCUGGAGUAUUCGCCGGAGGGGCAGUGUUAUCCCUUGCAAGUAUCGCUCUCGGGAUAGUCUACUACGUUGCCCUAUCUUCACAAAAUGCUCAAAUUUGCGACACUCAACAAAACCAAGGUAUCGCAAUGGGGAAUCCUCAGUUCCCAGCCCAUGUCACUCCUGUUUUUGUUCAUGAAGAUACCUACAACCGGCGGCAAUUUCCCUGAUAAGCACAGAAUCCACUGUAUCAGCCAUAGAUUGCUGUUUGUCUGUUCAGCAGCUACAAUGAUGCCGGGUUGCGAUACAUGCAGAUUUAACAUUCAGUGGGGUUUCGCCCAAAAUGAAGAAAGGUGCUCAUGUAAUUUGUUGCAUUAGCAAUGAUGCUUGAUAUUCUUGUUUGGGUGCUGGAGUUCUUCUGUUUCUUUCAACAAAAUUGUAUUUUUAAUUCAAUUGAACUGAGCCAAAUAAGUUGUA